Messenger RNA from Alexandromys fortis (reed vole), 2684 nucleotides. RefSeq names its product transcription factor AP-2 alpha (gene Tfap2a). Bases 830 to 2125 code for a protein of 431 amino acids. Gene Ontology annotation, cellular component: nucleus. The transcript is spliced from 7 exons. Gene Ontology annotation, molecular function: DNA-binding transcription factor activity, RNA polymerase II-specific; RNA polymerase II transcription regulatory region sequence-specific DNA binding. The record is from RefSeq and is a predicted model, not a curated record. Lineage: Eukaryota; Metazoa; Chordata; Mammalia; Rodentia; Cricetidae. Gene Ontology annotation, biological process: regulation of transcription by RNA polymerase II; anatomical structure development; regulation of cell population proliferation.
CGCGCUCUCGCCCCUUGGCCUCCCUCGCUCGCCUUCUUUCUCUUUCACUUUUGCAGGCCCUGCAACCUUUUAAAAUGUUGCCCCUUCGCUGUGAUUCGCCAGACGCCGCGCCGCGGCCCCCCGCACGCUCGCCCGCUCCCUCCGUCGCCCGCUUUUUGUCUCUCGCGCUCCCUCUCCCCACCUCCGAUUUGCUACACUGAGACUCCCGUCAAUGACUGCAUUGAGAGCCGGCUCCGGCGCGAGUUGCCUCUCCGCUUCACGCUCGAUUUCCAGGCAUUCUUCCCUUAUUAAGUAUUCGUGUAAUAUUAAUAGUCAUGAAUAUCUGCUAUUAGGAGGCUCCAGGAACGCUGCCCAGCGCGGUUAUUAGAAGCUGAAGUGAAGCCGCCGCUAAGAAAAGAGGGGGAGACACGGAUUAAGGAACACUCACAGACACACACACACGCACGCGCGCGCGCGCACACACACACACACACUUUUCUCUCUUUUUUUUGCAUUUUUUUUUGUUUGGUUGGUGUUUUUGUUUUUUUCUUAAAGAACUUUGAAUCUUAACCGAUUGCGGCAGGAUCGUGGGUUUGACCAGCUGAAGGCGCCGCGCUACUCGGUGGUACAAGUUCGGAUGGAUCCGAGCGGGGCUCCGACGCUCGCGGGAGCGUCCGCGCGGUGACUGGAGUCCUGGGUGGCGCGGGGCUCUCAGAGUCUUUUGUGUGGGGCUCUCUCGGGCCGCCCGGCCGCCGGGUGCUCCAGGCGUGGUGUUUUUUGGCAUUUUUGUUUUGUUUUUGUUUUUUUUUUUUUUUUUCCACCCUGACUGGUUACCCCAGACUCUUCGCAGAUGUUAGUUCACAGUUUUUCAGCUAUGGACCGUCACGACGGCACCAGCAACGGGACUGCACGGUUGCCCCAGCUGGGCACUGUAGGUCAAUCUCCCUACACCAGCGCCCCGCCGCUGUCCCACACCCCCAAUGCCGACUUCCAGCCUCCCUACUUCCCCCCGCCCUACCAGCCCAUCUACCCUCAGUCGCAAGAUCCUUACUCCCACGUCAACGACCCCUACAGCCUGAACCCCCUGCACGCCCAGCCACAGCCGCAGCACCCGGGCUGGCCCGGCCAGAGGCAGAGCCAGGAGUCUGGGCUCUUGCACACGCACCGGGGGUUACCCCACCAGCUGUCGGGCCUGGACCCUCGCAGGGACUACCGGCGGCACGAGGACCUCCUGCACGGCCCACACGGGCUCGGUUCCGGGCUCGGGGACCUCCCGAUUCACUCCUUACCUCACGCCAUCGAGGACGUCCCGCAUGUAGAAGACCCGGGUAUUAACAUCCCAGAUCAAACUGUAAUUAAGAAAGGCCCUGUGUCCCUGUCCAAGUCCAACAGCAACGCCGUCUCCGCCAUCCCCAUCAACAAGGACAACCUCUUCGGUGGCGUGGUGAACCCCAACGAAGUCUUCUGUUCAGUUCCGGGUCGCCUGUCGCUCCUCAGCUCCACCUCGAAGUACAAGGUCACGGUGGCGGAAGUACAGCGGCGCCUCUCACCGCCCGAGUGUCUCAACGCGUCGCUGUUGGGCGGAGUGCUGCGGAGGGCGAAGUCUAAGAAUGGAGGAAGAUCUUUAAGAGAAAAACUGGAUAAAAUAGGAUUAAAUCUGCCAGCAGGGAGACGCAAAGCUGCCAAUGUUACCCUGCUUACAUCUCUAGUGGAAGGAGAAGCAGUCCACCUAGCCAGGGACUUUGGGUAUGUGUGCGAAACUGAAUUUCCUGCCAAAGCAGUAGCGGAAUUUCUCAACCGACAACAUUCCGAUCCCAAUGAGCAAGUGACAAGAAAAAACAUGCUCCUGGCUACAAAACAGAUCUGCAAAGAGUUCACUGACCUGCUGGCCCAGGACCGAUCUCCCCUGGGGAACUCGCGGCCCAACCCUAUCCUGGAGCCUGGCAUCCAGAGUUGCUUGACCCACUUCAACCUCAUCUCCCAUGGCUUCGGCAGCCCGGCGGUGUGUGCAGCGGUCACCGCCCUGCAGAACUAUCUCACCGAGGCCCUCAAGGCCAUGGACAAAAUGUACCUCAGCAACAACCCCAACAGCCACACGGACAACAGCGCCAAAAGCAGUGACAAAGAAGAGAAACACAGAAAGUGAGGCUCUCCUCCUACCCCGCGCCCACCCGCCUCACCGGCCCGCGCCCCCCACUCGCCCUUCCCCCACCCGGCAGGUGACAGCUCCGGGACCAGCCACUCCUACUGCUGCUGCUACGCCGCGCUGCCGCGCCGCCCCUCGUCCCCGGUCCUCGGGACUGCUCUCGACUGCCAGUGAGGCAGCCGCUGCCUACUCAAGCGCCCUGCCUCAACUUCCCCAUCAGCACCAACACUCCCUUUCCCUCAUCUGGAGCCUAAAAGAACAGAACAGGUCCUGAAGCCAGCAAAGAAAAGUUCUGUCGCGUUUGUGAACCUUUUUUUUUUUUAAAAAUCAAAUCAACAACAAACAUUAAAACUUUUUUUUCUAAAAAAAGAACGUUAAAAAAAUUAAAAAUAUAUGAGCUUCAUGGGACUAACUCAUCGCCUUCCCUUGCAUACUUCAGAUUGUAGCCAUACUUUAAAAAAAGGCAAAGAGGAUAAUGACAUUUUUAUCAGUAUUGUGAAUAAACUUGAACACAAAUACAGAAGUUCUAUGUCCUGUCUUCAGUUGUAGAAGUUGUCUC